AUGACUACAGCAGCACGUCCAACCUUUGAUCCAGCUCGUGGUCGUGACAGUAAGGCGCCCACAUUGCAAUAUAGUUCGCGAGAUUUAGCCGCGCACACCAAAUUAAAAUACAGACAAACCGGUCAAUUAACACAAGAAGAACUUGACAGAGUUGAUCUAAAACAAGAACUUCUUAAAGCUGAACAUGAACACUUUGAAAAGGCUCGAAAAGAGGGUGGUAUUGGUGCCAGUGCAUCAGCAGUCGAUAAAAGCGUAGGAAGUAUUGAAGAGCGAAAACAGCGUCUAUUAAUCGAGGCGGCAGACGAAGAUGAUGAAGAUGACACAGAAGAAUUAUUAAGAGAAUUAGAAAAGAUUAAAAAGGAACGGGCGGAGGAAAAAGAGCGUCAGGAACGCGAAAACACGGAACUCCAAGAACAAAAGCGACAAGAAGAAAUUGCCACCGGCAAUCCACUACUGCACAAGGAUUUCAGUGUGAAGCGAAGAUGGGAUGACGACGUAAUAUUCAAGAAUCAAGCACGCGGUGUAGACGACAAGCCAAAAAAGCGAUUCAUCAACGAUACAUUAAGAAGUGACUUUCAUCGCAAUAUUGGAUCGGCAUUAACUGACUCACUUGACGAGUUGAUUAUGCAGGAUAAGAUUACUCCGCAAUUAGCAAUGAAAGUUCUCGUACAGUUUGACAAGAGCAUAACAGAAGCACUAGAGAAAGGAAAAGGUCGAGGAACAUUCAAGGGCGGGCGUCUACACACCUACCGUUUCUGCGACGAAGUGUGGACAUUCAUCAUUGAGAGACCGAAUUUCCGUUUGGAUAAUGAUAAUAUCCCCGCCGACAAGAUCAAGAUCGUGGCGUGUAAUGCAAAGAAACCCGGUGAUGCUGACAAUAAGUGA
Molecule: messenger RNA, 885 nt
Organism: Ambispora gerdemannii
Lineage: Eukaryota; Fungi; Glomeromycota; Glomeromycetes; Archaeosporales; Ambisporaceae
Source: the annotation of a GenBank genome assembly